Messenger RNA from Leguminivora glycinivorella, 2991 nucleotides. RefSeq names its product eukaryotic translation initiation factor 3 subunit A-like. The record is from RefSeq and is a predicted model, not a curated record. Bases 5 to 1456 code for a protein of 483 amino acids. The transcript has 2 exons. Lineage: Eukaryota; Metazoa; Arthropoda; Insecta; Lepidoptera; Tortricidae.
ACAGAUGAAACAAACUACUAAGAUGACAACACGUCGGGAUGUGAUAAUGGCUAGAAUGAAGCAACUACAGGAAGAACUUAAAUUAGCUAAUGAGUUCAACAAAAAGCUCCUUCAGGAACAGGAGGAGAGUGAGCAGGAGAUUGAGCGUGUUGUGAGAACAAACACAAGCCUCAAAAAUCAGCUAGCCAAUCAAGAUGUCGAGUAUGAAGACCUGCAAGGACAACGAGAUGAACUCCAGGCAGUCGUAGAAAGGUUCCAGCAUUGCCAAGAGAUACAUGAGCAGGCAUUACAACGCAUCCGGGACCUCGAGCAACAACUGCAGGAGUCGGAUUCAAAACGGUAUUGCAAGUAUUGCUCCGGGAACUCCGCUCCGGCUGAAAACAAUUUAAAUCCAUCGAGCGGGUACCCGGUGUGCAUGGACUCGCCUGCGCCUGCUCGGCGGCGCCCCGCCGCGCCGCACUCGCCGGCGCUCCGUGCCGCGCUGGCGGCGCCGGGGUCGCCCGCGCUGCGUGCCUUGUUCGCGCCGCGCCCGAGCCCCGCGCCCGCGCCCGCGCCCGCGCCCUCUCCGCGCCGCGAGCCCGAGCCCGCCGCCCGCCGCCCUGUCCCGCCGAGCCCCGCCGUCGCCGCGCCGGCUCCGUCGCCGCCGAGCCUCCUGCGGCUGGCUCUCGAGCGGCUGACCGUCGAGCCUGAGCCGCGGUCGCCGGCCCCGACACCGUCGAGCCUCCUGCGGCUGGCUUUGGAGCGGCUGACCGUCGAGCCUGAGCCUCGGCCGCCGGCCCCGUCGCCGGCGCGCGCGUCGAGCGCGGCGCCCGCCCCGGCGCCCGGCGCUCCGCGCGCUCGGAGCCGGGACCCUCCGCGGUCGACGGUCAUCUAUUCUGACGCAAUCGGGGCCGGCCUCGGCGUGCUGCUGGGUGAAUGUCUCCGGCAAAGUGUAACAAAUGUGUGUUUGCGUGGUGCCUCCGUCGAAUCGGUCGUGCGCCGCCUGGCGAGGGACAAGUUUGACAGUGGCACCACUCUGAUUAUACACCUCGGCGAUAGUGUGGGUGUGAAGAGAUCUCACGUGGGAUCCCUCAUACGCACGCUGUCCGACAUUGAGCGACAUGGAAUUUAUAAAAUUAUUUUAUGCUCUUUUCCGUAUUCCGACUCUGUUUCCCAUGAGCACAACGUUAGAGUGUCGGAGUUAAAUUCCAUGUUGUACAAUGCGACUUGUUACGAAAGCGCUUACCAUUUUAUUGAUCUGAACAUUAUGUAUAAAAGAAAUAAUUACCGUUUUAGACUAAGAGAUAAUUAUUUGAAUGUACCACGGAAUUGUAAAGUGACGACAGCAAAAUUACUAGCUUACAACGUAGAACCGGGGUUUUUUGACAUUUCGGCCAGUGGCAACGGUGCCGGCCGCGCGGCGAGCGCCGGCGCGUGCGCAGCCUCCCCCGCGGGCCGCCCACAGCAUUUAAACUGACGGCUGAGACAGCGGAGAGGCCCCGUGAGCUUAGGUUAGUUCACCAAAACCUACAGGGCUUCACCAGCAAAGAGUUAGAGGUGGUUCUUUUCUUAGAAUCACAAGAUAUUGAUGUCAUGUGCGUUACGGAGCACUGGCUCAAAGAAUAUGAAUUAUUAGUAUUUAAUAUCUGUAAUUAUGACAUAAUUAGCUCGUUCAGUAGAAAGUCCGCCAUUCACGGGGGAUCAUUGAUUAUAGUAAAAAAUAAAUUUAAAUGUAAAGAAAGAAAUGACAUAGUUAAACUUUCUACUGAGCGAACUAUAGAAAUAUCAUGUAUAGAAUUGGAGGAUCACAUUAUAAUGUGCGUCUACAGACCACCUUCGGCGGAUUUUAGCGUUUUUGAGUCUGUGAUGGAAGAUGCGUUGAGACGAGUGUUUGUUAGCAGUAAGAAGAUAAUAAUUUGUGGGGACUUUAAUGUUAAUAUACUAGAUCCCACGCAUGGACACACAGUUAGAUUCUUAAAUCUUUUUCAGUCUUUUGACUUGUUUCCGCUUUUCCACGAGCCCACAAGAAUUACAGCCAGUACGGCGACUUGUUUGGAUAAUAUAUUCUGUAAUUGUGAAGUUGAAAAGAAAGAUGUCUUUAGUUGUUUCAGCUCUGAUCACUGUGGGCAGAAAGCUUAUUUCCAAGUCAACAUUGUAAAACAACAGCAAGCGAUUACGUAUAGGCCUAUCACUGCUAGCCGAAUGGAUAAGUUUAGAGAAUCUAUUAUAUCGCAGGUACCUACUUUGACAGGUAUAAGCAAGCAAGAUCCUGAUACAUUAUACGGGGAACUGUCGAGUGUCAUCCACGACGUCCACAAGAAUAUUUUUAAGACGAAGACUGUACAGCAAGGCCAAUUGAAGUCAAAGUUUAGUGACUGGGCCACCGUCGGUAUCCACAGAAGCAGGAAGAGAUUGUAUGACCUGUAUGAAAUGAGGAAUUUUAACCAUGAUGAAAAUUUUACUGAAUAUGUAAGGAGGUAUUCAAAAGUGUUUAAGAAAGUUUGCGCCGCGGCUAAGUCUGCAUUCUUAAGCAAGAAGGUCAGGUCGGCAGACAAUAAAAUAAAAGCUACCUGGAAUAUGAUAAACGCUGAAACCGGGAAGACGAAACCCCGUGAUGGCCAUUACACACUAAAAGUUCAAGACCAAGUAUUGUCUGCAGACGACGAUGUUGCUGGCGCCUUUCAACACUUUUUCACCAACAUAGCCACUGAUACUACACGGAAUUUAAACUCCUCUGUAGUUAAGGCAGGUCUCUACUUGGACAAUUACAAUGUUAAGAAAUGCAGCAUGGAAUUAUAUUUCCAAUUUACUGACCCCGAAGAGAUUAUUAAAACUUUCAAGUCCUUAAAAGUUAAAAACAGUGAGGACAUUUGGGGGAUAUCUGUGAAAGUCGUGUAUUCAAUUAUUGACGUCGUGGCACCUUAUCUAGCCGAUGUGUUUAACGCUUGUGUUAGGGAAUGUGUGUUUCCCAAUCUGAUGAAGUAUAGUAAGGUUAUUCCUCUGUUUAAAUCA